Messenger RNA from Ipomoea nil (Japanese morning glory), 3592 nucleotides. RefSeq lists its product as uncharacterized. The transcript has 3 exons. The record is from RefSeq and is a predicted model, not a curated record. NCBI's taxonomy places the organism in Eukaryota, Viridiplantae, Streptophyta, Magnoliopsida, Solanales, Convolvulaceae. Bases 1849 to 3090 code for a protein of 413 amino acids.
AUUCCUGCUUCCAUAGGUGGUAGGAGAAUGCAGUGAAGCCGAAAUCCGUGACCUUCAAGUGCCCAUCCUCAUCCAGGAGCAAAUUCUCCGGCUUCAAGUCGCGGUGGUAGACCCCUCGGCUGUGGCAGAAAUCUAUGGCGGAAAUGAGCUGCUGGAAGUAAUUCCUCGCCAAUUCCUCGCAUAGGCGGCCUUUGGAGAUCUUGGUGAAGAGCUCGCCGGUCGCCGCGGAUUACCGAUUUGCGAAAUCAAGAAACGAAGCGUUAGUUGGAGCGAAGGGUUCGUAACGGCGGCGGAAUUGAUCGGAGAAGCGUGAACGAUGAGGAGUGGAUAAUGAGGGAGGAGUUCUAGUUAUCAGAGUUUAAAGAAGCAAAUUCGCGGCGAAUUUUUGCGAUUGCCGGAUAUCCAAGAAUUGACUUAUAGGGUGCAGAUUUCGGGUGGGGAAAGGCGGAGAAGGUGGAGUUUGUGUCCAUUGAUGCCGGAAAUUCAAUGUCUCUUUGUAGGUGCAGGGAUUCAAAAGGUGAUAUUGAGGUUGGGUUGGCAAUGCCCAGAGCUAAAAUGGAAGUUUUUGCUUCCGGAAUGCAGGUUCCGCGCGUGAUAAGACAAAAGGGAUCAAUUUCUUUGCCGAUCUUCUCAUCUCCCUGCAUUCCCUAGCCGCCGACGCAACUUCUUCAAUUUAAUGGGAUUAAUUUCUGACCGGAGCGAUGUAAGACGAUGACUAGUAGAUGUAAGGGUGCAUUUGGCGGUGAUGCCGGAUAUAUUGGGUGGAUCCCAAAAUUGCAUGCAUGAAUAAGUGGAUAUAAGGGAGGGAAAAGCGUAAGGUUGGAGUCCGAAUUUGUGAAUAUCAAGACUUGCAGGGAUAUCAUUCGAUUUUUGAUCAAAAUUCGGAGGGUUGACAUCCGUUUUUUGAUUAAAAUGCGGAAUUUUAAUUCCCAACCACCGCCCCACCCACCGCCCCAAACCCCAAUGCGCAUUUUGAAUAAAUUGGCGAUUUUAAUUUCCCAAUAACCGUCCCAAACCCCAAUGCAUGGUGUUGGUCAAACCCAAAGCUUUUGCAGACACUUUCCCUUCCCAAUGAAACUUUAAUUUAAAUGUUAAACAGCUUUAUUGGACUUUUCCCCCAUGAUGUUACAAUGCAUGCAUGCUUAUUUCGGAUGUAUGAGUAUAAAAUGUAGAAUGCUCCACAAUUGCAUUUGUUCUACUGAUUCGGAUUCAUAGGCAUACAAAGCUGUUCUCUCUCCACAUAUUUGUUUGUUCUACUGAUUGCGAUUCAUAGCCAUUUCACAAAGCUGUUCUCUCUCAACAUAUUUGUGUUAUUCAAAGGUUCUUCCCAAGCCACUUCUCAAGCAUUUAGAUUGGAUCAGCACUGCAUCUUCCCAAAUAUCUUCUCAAACAUCUUCCCAUACAUCUACAGUUUGCAAUAUUGAGGAAUGGCUAACAACAGGCGAGUGCAUCCCGGGCCACUACAAGAGGGUUCGUUACCAUUUCAAACCCGUCACCGUAGUAGGGCAAUUUGGACGGAUCCAACGUACGACUUUCAACUUAAAGCCGUUAAAUACGAUAUGUUGACUAGGUGUGCAGCCGUGAAUGAUGAUAGAGUCAAAGCAUGGCUGCGAGUUGCUGGUUUGUACGGUGUUUCUCAGUUGCCCAAGAUUCAGUUGGAUCAUGGGCUUAUUACUGCCCUUCUAGAGCGAUGGAGGCCGGAGGUCCACGCUUUCCACUUGCCCUUCGGUCCCGUCUUACCAGUCACCGAUACCACCUACAACAACUGCAUUCGCAUACGGCUUUACGGAGAGGGACGAUGAUGAAACCCUAUCAUACGACCCCUCCACAAAUGUUAUUGCAAAAGGAAUGGUAUUCCCGGAUUUUCCAACCCUAAAAAAAGCAGUAGGAACAUACAAUAUGCUGCACGGGCGGGACUACAUCACCAACCACAAAAAAAGGGCAAAUUGGAAGGUCUCCUGUACACAUUAUAUCUCAACACCAUCUUGCCCGUGGACAUUAUCCGCAAAGAAGUUGCAUGGGGCGUCUACUGAAUGGCAGGUCACGAAGUACACUCAGCCCCACGAGUGCACUGUUCAAUUCAACCAGCGGCCGGCGGACAAACUGUGCACCAGCUCGUUAAUAUGUGAUCUGAUCUUUCCAAAGAUCACUGCGGAUCCACAGUACAAAAUAAAACACAUCCAAGUAGAUGUGAGACAACGAUUUGGUGUCGACAUUUCGUACCGGAAAGCUUGGUAUGCCAGACACAAAUGCAUUGAAAUGCAGUACGGGAAUUACCAGCAGUCAUACAAUGAGCUACCACAAUUCUGCCGGCAGUUGCAACUGUCCAACCCAGGUACCAUUGUGGAAAUCAUGACCACACAUAACGCAGAAAGGGGUACAGGGUACGCAAAUUUCUUGUACGCAUUUUGGGCGUUCAAGCCUGCAUUAGAUGGUUUCCGCUACUGCAUCCCGGUUAUUUGUGUUGACGGUACCCACUUGUACAACAGGUACAAAGGUCAUCUCCUCCUAGCCUGCGGAUAUACCGCCAACAAGGAAAUCUAUCCACUGGCAUAUUCGAUCGUGGACUCCGAAAAUAAUGCCAGUUGGACUUGGUUUCUUCGACUUCUGGCCGAAAAUGUCUUUCCACAUCACAAUUCCAUGUGCAUCGUCUCGGAUAGACACGCUGGAAUCGAUGCGGCGUUUAAUUCCGUCGAACAAUUGAAGGGGGGUCGUGUCAAACGCCGGUUUUGCCUAAGACACAUUCGCAGCAAUGUCAUGUCAAGGGUGACCAGAAAUAGGCGGUUACGCAAACUUGUGUGGGAAGCUGGUACUGCUGUGACAAGGGAUCAAUUCCUUCAACACAUGCACGCAAUCCAAAUCAAAUGGCCCGCUGCAUACGCCUAUCUUGCCGACAUUGAUUUCGAUAAGUGGACAUUAUCUCACGACGAUGGUCACCGGUACGGUAUCAUGACGACCAAUCCGUCUGAGUCACUAAAUAAUUCACUAAAGUGUUGUCGGAUGUUACCCGUCACGGCAAUAGUCCGAAUGACUUUUCACAAGUUACGGACUAUGUUUGCCGACAGGCGUACUGCGGGAGAGGGGAUGUAGCAACACGGCCUGCGAUUCACGACUAACAUUACCGAUGAUUUGUCAGCUCGAAACAAUGAGGCAAGCGGUGCUAGCGUUCAACGUUACAAGGACGCCCUCGGAAUCUAUGGUGUUGCCCUAAAUACUAGUUACGUUUCCCAAAGUCAACAAUAUCACUUUCAAGUGAAUCUAACGGAACGUACGUGUAACUGCGGCUUGUGGAACGUCAACGGCUUACCUUGUGCACAUGUGAUUGCAGCAUGCAAUUACCGAGGGCAAGGAUUCGGCCCAUUAGUGCCAGAUGUUUACUCGGUUGAAAAUUACAGGAACUGUUAUGCCGGUAAUUUUUACCCCGUAGACGAAAGAAUUCAGUGUACCGGUCCAGUUACUUGCCUUCCACCAAUUUCUGCUAGGCAACCAAAUCAACAAGGACAGCGCCGCACGCGUAGGUAUUCAAAUGAAAUGGACUUCGGUUCAAAUCGAAGUAGAAGAUGUAGGUAUUGUCGGAGGACAACUCAUUCUU